Microdochium trichocladiopsis is the source of this 726-nucleotide messenger RNA. RefSeq lists its product as uncharacterized. The transcript has a single exon. Bases 14 to 553 code for a protein of 179 amino acids. The record is from RefSeq and is a predicted model, not a curated record. Lineage: Eukaryota; Fungi; Ascomycota; Sordariomycetes; Xylariales; Microdochiaceae.
CUCGACAUGCCCGAUGGAGGCCAGGACCCCAGCCGCCGGCGUUGCGGUUGCUGCUGCUGCUGCUGCUGUUGUUGUUGUGUGUGGUGCCGCGAGUAGUCGCCACCUGAUGAUGCCGCCACCGCUUUGCCUGCUCGCAUGCUCCCAUUGCCGUUGGAGCCAUCUCGCGAGUGCAGGCUCUGCUGUCUGUGGUGCUGUGGCUGGUUAUCCUGCUGGAGCAGGUCUCCAGACCUCGAGGCUGCCCGUCCCUUGCCUUUGUCCUCUCUUGUCCUCCCAUUACUGCCAUAGGGAUGGACAUCGCCUCCAGCAUCCGGACUCUGUGUUUCUGCCGCCGCUGUCGAAGGCCUGGAUGACCCCUGGGACAACAGGUCAGGGUUCGUCCUGCGCCGUGAAGGCUCGGCCUGACCGUACUGUGCCUGCUGCGCCUGCUGCUGUUCCUGCCGCCUCCGCCGCCUCUCGUCCCGGAGUCCGGGAUCGUCACUCUCGCGUUGACGUCGCCGCCGGCUACCACUGCCUCCUCCACCGCCUGCAAACAUCGCAGCAUCGCCGUCGCUGACCCUCCUGCGCCCCGAGGGUGCCUGGUUGGGAUCCUGGUCGCCCAGCGGCUGCACGGCAUCGCUGCGCCGCCGGAAAAGCCCCGUGAUGAAGCUCUUGGCCUUGCUCUGCGUCCGUUGCAGACUGCCGCCAGCGCCGUUGUUGUUGUUGUUGUUGUUGUUGCUGCCGGCGUCG